Messenger RNA from Lachancea nothofagi CBS 11611, 984 nucleotides. Lineage: Eukaryota; Fungi; Ascomycota; Saccharomycetes; Saccharomycetales; Saccharomycetaceae. The record is from the annotation of a GenBank genome assembly.
AUGGUUUCUGAGACCGUUAAACUAAACAAUGGCUUAGACAUGCCUCUAGUAGGGCUUGGCUGCUGGAAAAUCCCCAACGAAGUAUGCGCUUCCCAGGUCUAUGAAGCCAUCAAGCUUGGGUACCGACUCUUCGAUGGAGCUCAAGACUAUGGCAACGAGAAACAAGUCGGUGAGGGAAUCCGUAAGGCCAUUGACGACGGCAUCGUGGCAAGAAAGGACUUGUUUGUGGUGUCCAAGUUGUGGAAUUCCUACCACGAUCCAAAAAACGUGAAAUCUGCAUUGAAGAAAACCCUUUCGGAUAUGGGUCUCGAGUAUUUGGAUCUUUUUUACAUUCACUUCCCCUUGGCGUUCAAGUACGUUCCAUUUGAGGAGAGAUACCCACCAGGGUUUUACACAGGCGCCGAAGACGAGAAAAAGGGUGUCAUUAGUUUGGAAAAAGUGCCUAUUCUUGACACCUAUCGUGCACUUGAAGAAUGCGUCAAGGAGGGUCUCAUCAAAUCCAUCGGUAUCUCGAACUUUCGCGGUAUCUUGAUCCACGAUUUGUUGGCCGGUGCCAAGAUCCCUCCCGUGUGUUUGCAAAUUGAGCACCAUCCUUAUCUGACUCAAGAGCACCUGAUAGAAUACUGUGAGCAAGCUGGAAUUCAGGUCGUCGCAUAUUCAUCAUUUGGUCCCCAAUCUUUCAUUGAGCUGGAUUCAGAGCUCGCCAAAAGCACCCCUACAUUGUUCGAACACGAAAGCGUGAAAACAAUUGCGAACAAGCACAAUGUUACCGCCUCUCAAGUUUUACUAAGAUGGGCCACUCAAAGAGGGAUUGCCAUCAUCCCUAAGUCAUCUAAGAAAGAGAGACUUUUGGACAACUUGCAAAUUAAUGAGAAGCUUACUUUAACGGAAGCAGAAGUGAAGGCUAUCUCCGCAUUGAACAAGGACAUUCGCUUUAACGACCCUUUCACUUGGCUCAACAGCAAAUUUCCAGUUUUUGCUUAG